CAAGAUGAGAUCGACGAGACGAUUGGAGUGAAUGUCCAAUUCGACGAUUCGGAUGACGAGGCAGAAGGGGGCGGGGCGGAGGGCGGGGCCGAGGUGGAAGACGAGGUGAAGGAGGAGGGGUCGGAUGACGAGGGGGGCGUGGACGCGGUAUAUGAGGAGACGCUGAAGGCGGGGCUUGUGGGGCAGGAGGAAAGUGGGAGCGGCGAGCGUAAGGGCGCUCUGCACGCGCGCGACAUCGACGCGCAUUGGAUACAGCGGUCGCUAUCGAAGUUUUAUAAAGAUCCAAUAGUGGCACAGCAAAAAGUCAACGAAAUUCUGCAGAUUCUAAGGGAAGCGUCAGAUGAUCGCGAUUGUGAGAAUCAGUUGGUGUUGUUGUUGGGUUUUGAUCAGUUCGAGUUCAUUAAGGUGUUGCGACAGCAUAGGCAAAUGAUUCUGUACUGCACGCUAUUGAAACAAGCACAAGAAGGCAAGGAACGAGAGCAAUUGGAGAAGGAGAUAUUAUCACGACCCGAAUUGCAUCAUAUACUGGCUGAGUUGCAGGAGACUGAGAGUGCGGACGUGGUGCAGGUGGGGUACUCUUUGGGAAUUUUUUAG
Molecule: messenger RNA, 594 nt
Organism: Anisakis simplex (herring worm)
Lineage: Eukaryota; Metazoa; Nematoda; Chromadorea; Rhabditida; Anisakidae
Source: the annotation of a GenBank genome assembly